AUGGCUGAUGCUGUUCUUCAAUUUCUGCUUGAGAAAUUGAGCUCUUCAAUCCAGAGGGAACUCGGAUUGCUCUGGGGUGUAAAUAAAACAAUGAAGAAACUGUGGAGCACGCUUUCCACAAUCCAUGCCACCCUUGAAGAUGCUGAGGAAAAACAACUCAACGACGAGGCCAUAAAGAACUGGCUGAGGAAGCUCAAAGAUGCUGCUUAUGUGGUAGAAGACAUCUUGGAUGAGUGCAAAACCGAAGCCUUGCUAUUAGAGUACACUGGAAGCCACAGCUCUGGAUUGAUCAACAAGGUAUGCAUAUCUUUCUUAACUAGCAAAUUUCACUGGAAGAAUAUUUUGUUCCGUCGAAACAUUGGAACCAGAAUGAAAGCAAUUCAAGAAAGAUUAGAUCAAAUUGCCCAAGAGCGGUUGAACUUCCACUUGCGUGAAACGGGGAAGGAGAGGCAAACUAACAUGACCAUGGAAAUGCGCCAAACCGGUUCCAUUUUGACUGAACCAGAAGUGUUCGGAAGAGAAGAAGACAGAGAAAGGAUUGUUAUGCAUUUGGUGAAAAAUUCCAGCGACGCUGAGCGUCUUUUAGUUUACCCUAUACUUGGUAUGGGGGGCAUCGGAAAGACAACACUUGCCCAACUGGUUUUGAAAGAUGAGAGGGUAGUGAGACACUUCGAUCUUAUGAUAUGGGUUUGCGUUAGAGAGGAUUUUGAUGUGAAGAGGCUAAUUCGAGAGAUUAUAGAAUCUGCAUCUGGAAAUGCUUGUGAAGCCUUAGGCUUGGAUCCUCUUCAGAGGCGCCUUCGCGAGAAACUGAAUGGAAAAAGGUACUUGCUUGUACUGGAUGAUGUAUGGAGUGAUGAUCAAGGCAAGUGGGAGGAGUUAAAAUCUGUGCUAGACUGUGGAUCUAAAGGCAGUUCUAUAGUCAUUACUACCCGUAUUGUGACGGUUGCGGCGAUUAUGGGCACAAUUCCGGCACAUAGCCUAUCAGCUUUGUCAGAAGAUGAUUGUUGGACAUUAUUUAGGCAACGGGCAUUUGGAAAUAAUGGAGUGGAAAAUCGUCCAAACAUUGUCGCCAUCGGCAAGGAAAUAGUGAGGAAGUGCGGGGGCGUUCCUCUGGCAGCAAAGACACUUGGAAGUCUAAUGCGCUUCAAAGUUGAGGAAAAUGAGUGGAUUUCGGUCAGAGAUAGUGAAAUUUGGAACCUACCGCAGAAAGAGAGUUCCAUCUUGCCUGCCCUGCGAUUGAGUUAUAAUAAUUUGCCGCUGCAAUUGAGAUGCUGCUUUGCCUAUUGUGCAGUCUUCCCGAAGGCUGCGGUGAUUUUAAAGGAAUAUUUGAUGAUUCUAUGGAUGGCUAACGGCUUCAUCUCAUCAAAUGGAAAAUUGGAGCCAGAAGACGCCUUUAAUGAGGCAUGGAAUGAAUUAUACUGGAGAUCUUUUUUCCAUGAUGUCAAAAAGAAUUAUUGCGGAAACAUCGUGAGCUUUAGGAUGCAUGAUCUUGUACAUGAUCUGGCGCAAUCUGUUAUGGAGGAUGAAUGCCAAGUAAUCAAGGAUGGAGGCUCAAGCCGCUCAACUAAUAUCACAGAAAGAACUCGACAUGUUACAUUGAUCCCAGAGCACUUGGAUGCAAUCCCCAGAGAUUUAAUGAAAGCUGAAUCCUUGCGGACAUUGAUCCUAAACCAGCAGGACAAAUUGAUCUUUGAUGAAGCAGUUGUGCGUACAAUAUUUGGUCGCUCAAAUUUUUGUUUCUUGAGAGCGGUGGAUAUGAGCUCUUCUGAUAUGACCAUGUUGCCUGCCUCCAUCAGCAAAUUAAAACAUUUAAGGUACUUGGACCUUUCUGACACAAAUAUCAGAAAGCUGCCUGAGUCACUUUGCAGCCUGUUGAAUUUGCAAACUUUGUCUCUAAAUUAUUGUUACACACUUCAGAGUUUGCCCAAUAACCUAACAUGUCUCAGGAAUUUGAGGCAUCUUUACCUGAAAGGUUGUCAUCGUUUAACUCGUAUGCCUCCCAAUAUUGGACAGUUGAGUUGCCUUCAGACAUUGAGCAUGUUCAUUGUCGGUUGCACGGGAGGCUGUCAUCUAGAUGAAUUGCAGCACUUGAAUCUCAGACAAGAAAUAAAAAUCACCCACCUUGAACGUGUGGGAAAUCUAACAGAAGCCAAGAAAGCCAAUCUGGUUGGGAAGCAUAACCUUCGCUCCCUGUUAUUGUCUUGGCAGCCUACUCAUGAAUCUAACAAACAAGACUUCGUUGAGCAGGUACUGGAAGCCCUUGAACCUCACCUGAAUCUUCAAUGUUUAUAUAUACAAGGAUACAAGGGUAACCAGUUCCCAAGCUGGAUGAUGGAUCCAAUUCUUGAAAAUUUAGUUGAUAUUACACUCUUGGGCUGUAAAAACUGUUCACAACUUCCACCAUUUGGUCAACUGCCUUCCUUGCGAAAACUAUAUAUAGGAGGAAUGGAUCAUGUAGAGUACGUUGACAAUUACCAAUUCCAUGCUGGAGGUGCAACACUGAUACAAUUCCCAUCUUUGGAAUGUCUUCAUAUAUUUGAUUUUCCAAAUUUGUUAAGUAUAUCGAGAGAGGAUGCAAGACAUGAUCUAUUCCCUCAUCUUGCUCGGUUGAGAAUUGAAGAAUGCCCCAAAUUAAUGACUUUGCCCGCAUGCCUUCCGUCACUCAAAGAGAUGUGUGUUUCGGGAUGCAGUGAGGUGUUACUUGGUUCAAUAGCAAAUUUUAGUAGCCUGAUUACUCUAGAAAUUUCCAACAAUGACGACGUAAUCUCUUUUCCGGAAGGGGUGCUGCGAAACCUAAAUUCUCUGAAGACGCUAUGGGUUGAAGAUUUUACAAAGCUUGAGAAGUUGGGGGAUGAGCAAGACCUACAGGGCUUGAAAUCGCUUCAGGAACUAUGCUUUCAAAGUUGUGAUGAGCUAAAUUCCUUGUCAGAUUGGGUAUGCUCCCUCACUUCCCUCAAGGCUCUCCAUCUUGAUUGUUGUCCUGGGCUGGUAGAUUUGCCAGAGGGGAUCAAGAGCCUCAAUUCACUUCAUGUUGUAUCCAUUAGCAACCAUCCUAAUCUGGUGGCUUUGCCUGAUGCCUUACAACAUGUGUCUGCACUGCAAUAUUUGUGUGUGUGGGACUGUCCAAAUCUAGCUUCACUGCCUAAUUGGCUGGGCAACCUCACACCUCUUCGGUACCUACUGAUUGCGAACUGCCCAAAGCUGGCAUCACUUCCGCGAAGCGUCCAGUGCUUAACUCGACUCCAAACCCUGGAGAUCAGCGGAUGUCCUGAAUUGGAGAGGCGAUGUGAGAAGGGAAGGGGGGAGGAUUGGGCCAAGAUAGCCCAUGUACCAAAUGUACUAAGAGAGAUGUGA
Malania oleifera is the source of this 3354-nucleotide messenger RNA. RefSeq names its product putative disease resistance protein RGA3. Gene Ontology annotation, molecular function: ADP binding; protein binding. The record is from RefSeq and is a predicted model, not a curated record. NCBI's taxonomy places the organism in Eukaryota, Viridiplantae, Streptophyta, Magnoliopsida, Santalales, Ximeniaceae. The transcript has a single exon. Gene Ontology annotation, biological process: defense response to other organism. The coding region runs from base 1 to 3354 and encodes 1117 amino acids.